AUGGCUGACGAUACAACCGAAUACACAGAAUCCAACAUCUGGGAGUCUCCCGGGAAUGAUGAUGGCCCACCGACCUCUCGACCCAGAACUCCUAGAACUCCUAGAACUCCCAAAACACCCAAAACGCCUACCCAAGAGCGCCCAGAGCCCAUCGACCAUGAGGCCGCAUUGCGCAAAGAGCUUGAAGGUGUCCGGAGCAUAAACGAGUCCAUUGAGGGUGUCAUCUCGACCCUGGAACGUGCAGGGGGUAAUAUGAACACUGUAUUGAGCACAGUGAAUAAUGCUUCUGUUCUUCUCAACACCUGGACACGGAUUUUAUCCCAAACCGAGCAUAACCAGCGACUAAUUCUAAACCCUGCAUGGAAAGGCGCAACAGAGGAUAUUGCUGAACAAGAGGCUGAAGCCAUUCAGAAACAGCUGGCCGCUGAACGAAGGGCAGCUGAGGAGGAACAAAGACGCGAGGAGUUGCGACAGCGCCGGGAAGAAGAAGAGGAGAGACGAAGACUGGCCGCGACUGCACCUGCACGAGGAACCAGAGGAACAAGAGGGCCCAGGGGUACCACGAGAGCACGAGGCCGAGCCGCCACCACGAGGAGUGUUAGCUCAAGCUAUACAUCCGAAAGCACUACUUCGAGCAUACCGAGCACUCGCGGUACUUCAAACAUUGGUCGAGGGUUCGGUGCGCGCCGAGCGAGGGGGACCAGAUAA
Molecule: messenger RNA, 708 nt
Organism: Fusarium mangiferae
Lineage: Eukaryota; Fungi; Ascomycota; Sordariomycetes; Hypocreales; Nectriaceae
Exons: 2
Coding region: 1-708 (235 amino acids)
Biological process (GO): mitotic cell cycle
Cellular component (GO): mitotic spindle; DASH complex
Source: RefSeq, a predicted model, not a curated record